Messenger RNA from Salvia hispanica, 1364 nucleotides. RefSeq names its product 5'-adenylylsulfate reductase-like 5. The record is from RefSeq and is a predicted model, not a curated record. Lineage: Eukaryota; Viridiplantae; Streptophyta; Magnoliopsida; Lamiales; Lamiaceae.
UGAAAAAUAGCGUAGGUGGAAGGAAGUAGCUAAGAGAGAGAACGAAGAAUAGAAAAAGAAGAAGAAAAAGUAAAAAAAUAGGAAAAGAUUUGUCAAUCCUCGAAUUUGCAGCAGCCGUUGUUAAUCCCCAGCUUUACAAUUUUCUGUUUUUCUUAUCUUCUUUCUCAUUUUCUUGCUUAUAAUUCGAAGAAAUCUUGUGAUUUUGUCAAUGGAGUUUCCGAUGGGGAAAUGUGUAUGUAUAUUCAUGUGUAUAUUAGCGGCCUCAGCGACGUCGUUUCGAUUGGUGUCUUCAUCGUCGACUUGUGAGCGUGAUUCCAUGGAAUUUCUUCACGAUCUGAAUUCUCAGUGCCCCUUAUCGAUCCAUUGUUCUUCUCCCCCAAUUCAGGUAAAUGAAGAAUCCCUUGAAAUUGCUGUGAGCUCCAUUCAAGACAAUGAAUAUGUGGCAGUUCUUUUCUAUGCUUCUUGGUGUCCCUUCUCAAGCAUCUUUCAGUCAAAGUUUUCUACCCUCAGUUCCAUGUAUCCACAGAUCAAACAUAUAAUGGUCGACCAAACCUCAGUCUUACCCAGCGUCUUCUCAAGAUAUGGUAUUCAUAGCGUACCAUCACUAAUCAUUGUGAAUCAGUCAUCAAGAGUGAGAUAUCAUGGUCGAAAAGAUCUCAAUUCUGUUGUCAACUUCUACAAGAAAACUACAGGGCUGGAUCCCGUAGUGGAUAUAGUAGACGACACAGCAUGCAAUCUGGAGAGUGAGAAGCAAGUAUUCGGGGUUUGGAAAGGAGCAUCAUUGAAAGAGAUUUCCUCGAGGGAACCGUUCCUACUCGUCUCUAUAAUAUUUUCCGUGUCAAGGGCUUUUCUAUAUCUCUUCCCAAACAUCGCGUCCCAUAUAAUGGCGAUUUGGUUGGCACACAUUCCUCAUCUGAAUAUGGGAAUCUUCGGAGAGUCACGGCAGCUCAUAGGCCGGGCGCUGCAUCUGAUCGACGUGAAGAGGGUUUGGAGCAAGCUGAAGGUGUGCAAGACUAGGAACUUCCACAAGGGAGCCAGGAAUGCUCGGGUUUGGGCGUCGUCCCUAGCCUCUGUUUCGUUGGGGGAGACAUCGUCGAGAGCACUAUCUUCUUCCAAGGACUUGUGAAAACCAUUUUUGUAACAUUUGUUGUUGCCACUGGUGGGUUUUGCCCUUUUACUUAGUGAUGUAAUGGUGUUAGGCUUUGCAGUCACUCUGCCUUGAGAAAUAUGUUAUGUGACAGACGAGAUUUCAACUCUAGUGAGAGAAAGCCAUGUAAAUUUCUUGACACGUUGCUUUGGUUGUAAAAUAUACCACAAAUUAGGUUGAUUGAGAAUUUGAGAUGAAGUUCCACAUCUUAACGUAA